Fragaria vesca subsp. vesca is the source of this 477-nucleotide messenger RNA. Its product is annotated as 50S ribosomal protein L24-like. NCBI's taxonomy places the organism in Eukaryota, Viridiplantae, Streptophyta, Magnoliopsida, Rosales, Rosaceae. Bases 82 to 306 code for a protein of 74 amino acids. The transcript is spliced from 4 exons. The record is from RefSeq and is a predicted model, not a curated record.
CCAAGAAGUGAAGAAGCGUCUUUGACUCAUUCUUGUCACCUGCAGAUCUUCAAUGGCUUUAGAUAGUUGAUUUUGUUUCAAAUGGGUUGGAAAGCAGCUGAGAAGCUUAUUAGGCACUGGAAGGUUCUUAGAGGAGACAAUGUGAUGAUCAUAAGAGGCAAAGACAAGGGUGAGACCGGUAUCAUUAAGCAAGUCAUUCGCUCUCAGAAUCGUGUAAUCGUGGAGGGCAAAAAUCUGGUAUCAGUCUUACUCUAUUAUUGUCCCAUCUUGUUGGAAACAUCCAAUGGCUUUAGACUUCAAAUGUAGGACCAUUUCCAUUAACGGCAGGAAGGAUUUAAGUUUCAGUCUAGCGCCUUUUACAGUAAGGGCUGGAGUAUACCAUCUAUUGCCUUCGAUUUAUGCUAGCAUGUAAUGCCUAGUUGCGGGAUACAAUAAGAAAAACUGCGAGGCACACUUCGAUGUGGGACUACCAGGUUC